AAGAUACAAAGGCAACAACAUAGAAAAGAAAAUUUUAAGUAAACCUAUAUUUUUAUGGGGACGGUGGCACCAAGAGUUGAAAGCUUGGCAAGUAGUGGGAUUCGAUCCAUCCCUCGAGAAUAUGUGAGGCCGAAAGAAGAGUUGACGAGCAUAGGGAACGUGUUCGAAGAAGAGAAGAAGGAAGGGCCUCAAGUUCCUACAAUUGACUUGAGAGAAAUAGACAGUGAAGAUGAGUGUGUUAGAGCGAAAUGCCGAGAGAAGCUGAAGAAAGCAGCACAAGAGUGGGGUGUGAUGCAUUUGGUAAACCAUGGGAUCCCUGAUGAACUCAUAAACCGUUUGAAGAAAGCUGGAGAAGGCUUCUUCUCUCUCCCAGUUGAGGAAAAGGAGAAGUACGCGAAUGAUCAAGCUUCUGGGAAGAUUCAAGGGUAUGGAAGCAAACUAGCCAAUUCUGCUAGUGGCCAAUUGGAGUGGGAAGAUUAUUACUUCCAUCUUGUUUUCCCUGAGGACAAGCGUGACUUGUCCAUAUGGCCAAAGAAACCUGCUGAUUAUACUGAGGUCACAAGCGAGUAUGCUAAAAAACUAAGAGGGCUUGCAAGCAAGAUACUGGAAGUGCUAUCUCUUGGAUUGGGGUUGGAAGGAGGGAGAUUGGAGAAGGAAGUUGGUGGAAUGGAAGAACUUUUACUGCAGUUGAAGAUCAACUAUUACCCGAUUUGUCCCCAGCCAGAAUUGGCUCUUGGAGUUGAAGCCCACACCGAUGUAAGUUCACUCACUUUCCUUCUUCAUAAUAUGGUGCCAGGUUUGCAGCUUUUCUACGAUGGCAAAUGGGUCACAGCAAAAUGUGUCCCCGAUUCCAUUCUCAUGCACAUUGGUGACACCAUUGAGAUCCUUAGCAAUGGCGAGUACAAGAGUAUUCUGCAUAGGGGUCUGGUGAACAAGGAAAAGGUUAGAAUAUCAUGGGCAGUGUUCUGUGAACCCCCCAAGGAAAAGAUCAUCCUGAAGCCACUUCCUGAGCUUGUUACUGAAACAGAACCAGCACGCUUUCCCCCUCGCACUUUUGCUCAGCAUAUUCAGCACAAACUAUUCAGGAUGACUCAGGAAGGUCUUCCAGAGUGA
Abrus precatorius (Indian licorice) is the source of this 1113-nucleotide messenger RNA. RefSeq names its product leucoanthocyanidin dioxygenase. The record is from RefSeq and is a predicted model, not a curated record. The transcript has 2 exons. Bases 55 to 1113 code for a protein of 352 amino acids. Lineage: Eukaryota; Viridiplantae; Streptophyta; Magnoliopsida; Fabales; Fabaceae.